Colletotrichum aenigma is the source of this 228-nucleotide messenger RNA. RefSeq lists its product as uncharacterized. Lineage: Eukaryota; Fungi; Ascomycota; Sordariomycetes; Glomerellales; Glomerellaceae. The transcript has a single exon. Bases 1 to 228 code for a protein of 75 amino acids. The record is from RefSeq and is a predicted model, not a curated record.
AUGCAGUUCGCUACCAUCAUCGCUCUCUUGGCCCCUCUGGCCCUCGCCGAGACCUGGAACCUCUCCGGAACCUGCAAGAGCGACAACACCUGCGAUGUCGACACCCAGUACACCAGCCCUCAGCUCGUCUGCGGCAACAACAACGGCCACUUCUCCGGCGAGGGCAACGAGGGCAAGACCAGCUGCACUCCCGUGGGCACCAAGUGCACCUACGUCUGGACCUGCUAA